This is a messenger RNA of Chiloscyllium plagiosum (whitespotted bambooshark), 2935 nucleotides long. The record is from RefSeq and is a predicted model, not a curated record. NCBI's taxonomy places the organism in Eukaryota, Metazoa, Chordata, Chondrichthyes, Orectolobiformes, Hemiscylliidae.
CAUUAUGAGUUAGAAUGAUAUUUUAGGUGAUGAUAUUUUCACCUAAAAUAUUUGGCAGCUUUUGGUAAGAUGUAAGAUGGAGUGUGUUCAUCAUGAUAACACCUGGAAGACUCAAGUUACAUUAUGUAUUUGUAAGCAAUAGGAAAAAGGAAUUGUGAGAUUUACUGUAGUUGAAAAUAAUACUCCUUUAAUUACCAUAAUUUAUGAUGCUAAGGGACAGUAUGGUGGCUCAGUGGUUAGCACUGCUGCCUCACAGUGCCAGGGACCCAAGUUCAAUUCAACGGAGUUUACACAUACUCCCCAUGUCUUUGUGAGGUCUCCUCCCAUAGCCCAAAGGUGUGCAGGUUAGGUGGAUUGGCCCUGGGAUAGGAUGGGGUUGGGUCUGCGUGGGAUAUGCUUUGGUGUGGGCUGGAUGGACUGCUUCCAUGUCACAGGGGUUCCAAGACUAUUUUCUGCUCCAUUCAGAUCAAGUUUGCAGCAUUCCAGGAUUUAGUUUGUUACAGUUAUGUUUUAAGUAGACAUUUAAACAAAUUCUGAGUACUAUUAACUUUGGCCCUCAUUUUGGAGUGUGAAAUGGCAGGAAAUCUAAAAUAAAAACAGGAAAUGCUGGAAAAACUCUGCUGAAGAAGAAUCAUAUCAGAGUUGAAACAUUAAUGCUUCUUUCUUGCUGUUGUCAUCAUUCUUCCAGGAAAACCAACAUUAAUUUAUAGAAUCUGUAGAAACAUAGAAUUCAUGAAGCAAUCCAGAAGCUGCUGUCCAUGAUUGUGUGCUUCUCUGAAGUUGUGUGAUUGAAGCACCUACACUCUACUAAAACUAGACUAUCAAUAUUCAAAAUCACUUGAAUUGGCAAGAACUUUUACAUUGUUAGUCUUACUAUGUAACAUGCCUUGAAAAAGAUCACUCCUUGUUAAAAGAGAGGUAAUGAGUUUUUAAACUACAGUCAGUUCCGCCAUAAUGUGUUAGUUCCCUUUUCAUUCAAUUCUGUGUUGUGGGAAAAUUGCAUAACUCAGUUUAAAUGAAUGGGUCCAGUAUCACAUUAUAACCAAUACGCCCUUUAAAACUCCAUGUCAAUUUGUCAAUCGUGUUAUAAUGAAACACACGUUAUAGGAGAAUGACCUCGUAUGCAGUAAACUAAUCAUUACUUCUAAACCCUUUUAUUAACUUUGAGACAAAAUUUGUAUUUAUAAAAUGUCAAAUUUCCCAUGAUGAUAAGGAAAUCCACAUUUACAUUUUUUUUCCAGGAAGUCUGCUUACUUUAAUUUUUAGCUUCUAUUGUAAUCCAAAUAUGAUCAUUUCUCAGAUUAUCCAAAGAUAUGAAUUAAAAGUGCACAAUAAUAUGUACUUUUCAUUUUCUGCUCUUAAUGAAUAUUUUAACAUGACGGCCUGCUUACCCGUUGGCUUACAUCACUGCUGCUGCAUUCCUAGGAAUUACCUUGACCUGACUCCUGAUUAAAACUGCUCUCUGCAAAGGGGGAAUUCAAGUGACUGAGAUUGCGAGGUCUUUGUGGGAAGCUGAGUCAGAACAUUUGGUGCUGGAAAAGGACUACAGGAGAUGACACUCCAGAUAUUCUGCGAGUAGAAAUGUCCUGUGGACAUGCUGUAGACCCUAAUUCACUUACUGCCUGGUGCCGGAGCCUUAUAGACCAGGGUCAUUUCAUAUUUCACUGUCCUGCUGCAAAGGAAUGCACUGAAGAGAAAUGUAACAAGCAAUGGCCUUACGUGGAGGUUCGCAGACAUGCACUGCUGACCAAUGAAGAACAGCAGUAUUUCGAAAAUAAAAUUGCCACAAUUGCUGCUGCACAGUAUUGUGAAUACAAAUGGUGCCCUGGAUGUGGAAGUUGUGUUGAACGAAAAGACCUAACAAACCUGUGUGUUUUUUGUAUCAUCUGUGAGAAAGAGAAGGGAAAAUCUUAUCAAUUCUGCUGGCAAUGUAUGAAAGAGUGGAAGGGAAGUGCACCACGCUCUGAUCGAUGUGACAAUGAAGGGUGCACCAACAUCCAACUGAAAACCCUGCAAAACUGUGGUACCAAGACUUUACCCUACAGCAAAAUUAAGCAAUGUCCCAAAAUUCGUGCCUGUCCUACAUGUGGGGUUCUCAUAGAGCAUAAAGAUAUGUGCAAAUUUGUCAUGUGUACUAGAUGUCAUGUGGAAUUUUGUUUUGCUUGCCUGCAGACUAAAAACAUUUGCAGCAAAUCAUCUUGUUAUCAUCAGGUUUGUGCUGUGGCUCCAAGACAAAGAAGGGUUCCUGUGUGGAGUCGUGUUUCAGAUUCACAACCAUCAAACUCAUCAGAUUCUACAAAUACUGAUGAAUCUUCCUGGUGUACAAUUAGUUAAGUAAAUACGCAGACUCUUAAGAUUGCAUGAAAUAUGAAAAUGAUAAUAAGUAAAUCAAUGUCACAGUACCUGGAUUUUACUUCUGCUGAUCAAUGUAAUUAUAUUGUGCAAAUUAUUGUGUUGGGGUAGCAUUAGGGUAUCGAAGAGUAAAACAAACAUCAAACCCAGGCUUUUAUUUUCCUGUUCUUCAUUUACAAAUAUUGUAAAUAGAUGUGGUUAUAGCUUUAUGAUUGUUUUGACACCAUAACAUAUGCAAUUGAGAUGUGUUUUUCAAAGAUUGCACUGUUCUUAUAUGAAUGCUUAAUGUGUUUGUGUUACAUUAGUCCAAGUGAUUUCUUCAUGUUUACUUAAAACAAACAAUUCAUUUUCCAUGCAAUAAGAUUAGAAAACAACUGAAGAUCAAUUGCUGUAGAACUAUGCCUGAAGAUGUUGUUAAUGUACUUACCUAUAAAAGGUUUCACAAUGUAUAUCAGAGGCUAUCAAUGUACUAAAAGAUGUUUAAAAAUUGCUGUUUUUUGGACUACUUUUCAUUAUAUUGCUCUGACUUUUCUUCAAUAUCUUCGUGAAAUUUAGUUUCUUGAAAUAAAAUGUAUAAGAGGAA